Molecule: messenger RNA, 2087 nt
Organism: Zingiber officinale
Lineage: Eukaryota; Viridiplantae; Streptophyta; Magnoliopsida; Zingiberales; Zingiberaceae
Product: SWR1-complex protein 4-like
Exons: 17
Coding region: 404-1774 (456 amino acids)
Biological process (GO): chromatin remodeling; DNA repair; negative regulation of transcription by RNA polymerase II
Cellular component (GO): Swr1 complex; nucleus; NuA4 histone acetyltransferase complex
Molecular function (GO): transcription corepressor activity
Source: RefSeq, a predicted model, not a curated record
CCCCAAGUUCCUAUUGCCGUAGCUUCCACCGCCUCACCUUUUAUUUUUCUAUUCGCGAUUUUCCGUCGCAAUUUUUUGCCCAACGCCGCGCCACAUCCGCCCGACACCGCCGGUGCCACAGAGCUGCCACUGCUUGCGGUCGCCGUCUCGGACAAGGGGGUCACAGUCAGCUGUUGCAGACCGUCCCCAGAGACCUGGGUCGCGGCUUGAGCGCCGAUCUGCGCCCAGCGCAAACCGACGGACCUCGGGAAGCAGUUCCUGUUGCUACCACGGUCGCGGUCACCACCACCUUAACUCAAGCCGUUGCCUCCAUAGACCUCCAGGAACCACUGCCAGAGAAGAAGAAGGCCAAAGGUGAUUCAUGGCUUAAUUAUAACACUUUAGUCUUCUUCAAGCCUUUGCCAUGGAUGCCAAGGACAUCCUCGGCCUUCCCAAGAACUCAUUCCCUGGUGCUCAGGAGAAGAAAACCCGACCUCAGAAGGAUUCCCAAAGGAAACCCGAUGGCAUCCAUCGGGAGGUUUAUGCUCUUACAGGAGGGAUGGCACCGCUUAUGCCCACGAUAGAGAUCUCCCACUUGAAGAAACGACAAUAUUCAGAGAAAGAGGAAAAGAUUUCUUGGCAAUGGCUUCCUUUUACAUCUUCUGCUCGACCAGAUAACUUGCAACUGUAUCAUUGGGUAAGGGUUGUAAAUGGUGUUCCACCUACAGGUGAUUACUCAUUCGCUAAAUACAACAAGUCUGUGGAUGUUCUCAAAUAUACAGAUGAGGAAUAUGAAAAGCAUUUAACUGAUCCUAUGUGGAGCAAGGAAGAAACAGAUCAGCUAUUUGAUCUUUGCAAACGGUUUGAUCUUCGCUUCAUCAUUAUAGCAGAUAGGUUUUCAUUCCCUCAGACUCGGAGUGUUGAAGAACUUAAGAAUCGCUACUAUUCUGUGACUCGAGCACUGUUGCUUGCUAGGGCACCUUCUUCUACUGAUGUUUCUGGACAUCCAAUUGUUAAGGAACCUUACAAUAUGACACAUGAAGUUGAGCGGAAACGUGCACUGUCUGCAGUGCUUUCUCAAACAAGACAGCAAGAGCAGAAAGAGGCAGAGAUCCUCGCUGAAGCUAAACAAAUAAUGGAGUCACGCAUGGCUAGUAAAGUGAAUAUGACCCUUAGUGCAGAAGUUGAAUUGCCGGAUAACCAAAUAGGUAAUGAAGGUGCAGAGGCUGCUGCUCAUGAUGAAUCCGCAUUGCCAUCGCCUAACAUUCAUCUGUCAUCUUCAGCUGCUACACCACCAAUAGCCACAGUAGAAUGUACCUCAACUCCAGCUUCACUUCGCAUGCUUCGUGUAUAUUUGAGAACACACGCGCUUGACCAGAUGGUGCAAGCUGCAAAUUCAACUGCAGGCUUGAGGACCAUCAAAAGGGUUGAUCAGACACUCCAAGAUCUAGGGGUUCAUCUGAAACCAAAGGUUCCAACUAAAUCAGUAUGUGCAGAACACCUUGAAUUGAGAAAAGAGAUACUAACACUGCUCAAUCUACAAAAACAGCUGCAAAAUAGAGAGGCUGAAGCUACUGCAAACCGAGACAAUACAUAUGCUGAAGCAUCAAGCACUCCUAAGCGUGCUUAUCGUGGGGAUGCUGAACGAACUAUUGUCCCUGAUUCUCUUGGUUUCGGAGGUGAUAGAGUUAGCAAACGUGACCACAAAAGGAAGGUUCCUGGAAGAUUCAUGGAUGCGCCACCAUCACCACCACAAUCUAAACGGCCUAGGAAAUUGAAGUCUUCCGAUGGAUAAUGUGCAAGGAAAAACCAUGUACCAGAAAACAAAGGGUAGGCAUUGUCAUUGGGAAGAUUGCAGAUUAUCCAACAAACCAACGAAACAUUUGAUUGUGUUACCUUGAUCUGUGAUUUUCUGAACUUGGCUUUUGAUUUCACCGUGCCUCUAAGUAGUCUGUGUGACUUAGACAAGGAUGAAGGAUCCAUACUUUUGAACCUUUGUCUUUGCAAGUGUAGUAAGAUUGAUUCUGAAACUCAACUCUGUAUAAUUUGUCAAAUUAACUGUGAUAAAAAUUACUGGAUGGUUUAUGUAAAAGAUGUCUUGUUAUAAA